Molecule: messenger RNA, 800 nt
Organism: Lutzomyia longipalpis
Lineage: Eukaryota; Metazoa; Arthropoda; Insecta; Diptera; Psychodidae
Gene: PIG-X
Product: phosphatidylinositol-glycan biosynthesis class X protein
Exons: 4
Coding region: 34-771 (245 amino acids)
Biological process (GO): GPI anchor biosynthetic process
Cellular component (GO): endoplasmic reticulum membrane
Source: RefSeq, a predicted model, not a curated record
AGAUUUUUUUCCUCUCAUGUGUUUUCUUCCAAAAUGAUAACAUUUACUCUUCUAACAAUUUUGGCAUUUUUAUUAAAUUUAUUAAGUAAUGUGAGUUAUUGCUACGCAAAAGAAAAUCCCUGUCUUACGGUAUCACUGCUAAACUCUGGAUAUCAUAGAGAAUUGCUGUAUCAAUUAGACUUCGGGGGGAGAUUUAAAAAAUCUACUCAAUGUGAUAUUGUCAUUGUUCAAACUCUUCAUCAAGGGGUGUACGUGAGGGGUGAUCAAUUGGCAGAAAUAAAAAGGCAUCAUUUGAAAAAUUCCUACAUUCCUGUUCAUGUGGACAUUGAGGCCCCAGCUGAAAUAUCAUCAUCAUUCACUCUCUAUUUGUACACAAAGAGUUAUGAUAAAGCUGUCAUUCGACUACCAAUUCAUUUCCGCUACCACUACCCGAGUUCUCUAACGAGCUUCGCCAACGUUCCAAUGUAUGAGCCCUCAAUUUAUACGAGUUGCCCUGGCAGGAACUACGAAGGGGAAGCAAGUCAAUCAUACUACUUUCCCUGCAGCAAUGCUACACAAGUGAUUGAUUACGACCAAGAAGAACUGAGUGGAGUGUCCGUUUGCACGUGGUUCGAUCUCAAAUGUAAAGUAUUUUCCAGGGGGGUAGCAACGGUGUCUGUUCCCCUGGGGAAUCUCAACAUGAACAUUGUUGUCGUAGUUAUCACAACGGCAACCGUUUGGAGUGCUUGUGGAUACAUUAUCUUUGCAAUUGCUAGAAAAACCAAAAAUUGAAAGAAAAAUAAAAAAAAUCCAUUAAUUAA